Candidozyma duobushaemuli is the source of this 3384-nucleotide messenger RNA. RefSeq names its product deoxycytidyl transferase. Gene Ontology annotation, molecular function: damaged DNA binding; DNA-directed DNA polymerase activity; deoxycytidyl transferase activity. The transcript has a single exon. Gene Ontology annotation, cellular component: nucleus. Gene Ontology annotation, biological process: error-prone translesion synthesis; error-free translesion synthesis. NCBI's taxonomy places the organism in Eukaryota, Fungi, Ascomycota, Pichiomycetes, Serinales, Metschnikowiaceae. Bases 1 to 3384 code for a protein of 1127 amino acids. The record is from RefSeq and is a predicted model, not a curated record.
AUGGACGAAACGUACGAGUCGUUUCUCCGCCUGUUGGACAACUCGCAGUUGCUCGACCAUAUCCAGGGCUUGAGCCAGGGAAAGGAGAAGAACUGGUCGUUUCAUGGCACUUCUACACCUACUGCAAGAAAGCUGGGGUCGCUUCGCUCCACGGAGUCGAACCCUUUUGAUGACGAUUUGGAUGACGUUCUACUAGGUCUCAACCAGGGGGAUCCUGUGAUGGAGAUUACAGAACACACUGACGACGAUGGGGACGCUGGAGGUGGUGAUGAGGACGAAGAGGGCGACGACUGGGUACCGGGAAAUCAGUUGAUGAACCAAGCAGAGCACGAGCUACCGGAGGAACCGGGUGAAGAAGACGAUGAAGAAGGCGAAGAGCCUCAGGAGUCGAUGUUUGCCGACGUGGGGCCGCUUCACGAGUUCGGCGAUUUCGGAACAUACUUCCAGAACAAGCACCUCAAGCAGCAGAAGGCUGACGACGCGUACAUUGAGUGGGAGCGAAAGCGGCGUGCUGCUGCCGGCGAGCCAAUCGAGGGGGAGAAUAUUUUUGCCGGUUGCGUUGUGUUCGUUAAUGGAAACACAGUACCCUCGAUGGGGGUCAUCCACAAGUUGGUCAUUCUCCACGGAGGCACCUUCCUCAGCUACCUCUCCAGCAAAGGCGCCGCCACGCACAUCGUGUGUGACAGGCUCACGCCGAGAAAACGGAUUCAGUUUAAGAACUAUAAGGUUGUAAAGGCCCAGUGGGUAGCAGAUUGCGUCAAGGAGAAGAAGCUCCUUAAUUGGCGUGACUAUAGACUUAUUGACGAUAUUGACUAUGAUCAGCAACGGCUAGGCUUUGCUGUGGCAGAAACAUCAUAUGACAAGCAAGAUGAGUUUCCAGACAUCGAAGAGGCCGACGAAGAGGGUGACGAGGAUGCCGCCGAGGAGGCAGCAUUGCAGGAGGAGAUUGUCGCCGAGACUACUGCUGUUUCUCCCGAUCUUCCAGAUACCACCGUAGCUGAAGCUGUUGAGCCUGCAAUGCUUGACCCACUUGAAGGCCCAGCUCAGGACAGACCCAUCGACCUCAAUUUGGCACAAGAAAGAUCGCAUACUUCAGCGAUGGAUGCAAAGCAUCCAGACUUUCUUAAGCAUUUCUUUGCCAACUCCAGGCUUCACCAUCUAAGUACAUGGAAAGCUGACCUUCGGGCUAGGUUCUUGAGAAUGGUUGCAAAAGAUACUCUUCAGAAUAAUCCAAAUGCGGCCAAAAAUACUAAAACGGAACUUCCCGAUGACAGCGUUGUGCUUCAUAUCGACUUUGACUGCUUUUUUGCCCAAGCAUCAGCACUAGGCCAUCCUGAACUUGACCUAGCCACAGAUCCCGUCGCCGUGUCGCAUGGCGGCAAGUCCUCCGAUGUAGCGAGUUGCAAUUACGUUGCUCGUAAACUGGGGGUGUCUAAUGGCAUGUGGCUUGGAAGAGCGAAAGAUCGUUGUCCCCACUUGAAAGUUAUCGACUACGACUUCAACUCCUAUGAGAAAUUUUCGAAUUCCUUUUACAACUAUUUACUAUCGAAAAAGGUAUUUGAUUCAAUUUUCCCAGUGCUGAUCGAUGAAGUCUUGGUGGAUGCUACUUCUCAUUGUAGAGGUAAAGAUGCUGGUUUCAUCAAGUCAUUCUGCGAAGAAAUAAGAGCUGACAUCUACGGCCUCGUGAAGUGCACUGCCUCAAUUGGUGCAGCAGCAAACGUCUUGUUGGCAAAGUUGGCCACCAAAAGAGCAAAGCCCAAUGGUUACUUCCACCUUCAUGAAGACGUCGAAAGUUAUCUCGAAGACUGCAAAGUCACCGAUCUUCCUAAUGUUGGCUGGAGUAUUGCUGAUAAGCUAACGAACGAACUCAAUUUGGAUGUCCAUCCAAAACAGCUAUUAAUUAAGGAAAUUAAACACCUCUCUCUGCAGCGUCUAAGUACUGUCUUGGGCGAAAAGAUUGGUGCUAGGGUCUACGAGAUGUGCAGAGGUAUUGACAAGACUUCGAUCACGCUCGACCUAAGUAGUAGCGAAGCUCUUCUUGGAAGGAAAACCGUGUCGGUGGAUGUCAAUUUUGGAAUUCGGUUUGACAAAUUUGAGCAAGCUGAAUACUUUCUCAUGCAGCUAGCAAGAGAGCUCCACACUAGACUCCUUGCCUUGGGAGUUUGUGGAUCUGUGUUGACGCUAAGGCUCGCUCGAAGAGCUCCUAAUGCACCAAAGAACCCUCCCAAAUUUUUGGGUCUUGGUCUCUGUGACUUCUUUAGCAGAUCAUCCAGAAUGGGUGUCCCAACUAACGAUUGGGGUAUCCUUGGGUCAGAGAUGAAAGCUCUUUUUCGAGUCAUGAAUAUUCCAGUUGAAGAUCUUCGUGGUAUUGCAGUCAGUUUGGGAAAAUUGGAGGAUAUAGAGGCUGUCAAAAAACAAAGGCAGCAACGUCUCGAGUUUAACAGACCCAAAGCUCGAAAGCCUGCAAAGCCUUUACAGAACUCUCAACUAUUUGAGUAUGCUGACACUGUCACAAACAGCGAGUCCAUCGAUUGGGAUGUCUUCAACACACUUCCUGACGAUAUCAGAAGGGAGUUGAAGAAAGAGCUUUUGCGAAGGGGCAUACCAGUCUCUGGAAAAGAGGCAAGUCCUGUCAAAAAGGGCUCCACCGGGAGUCCGGUAGGCAAGGUAUAUCUUCAACAAUUAUUCCCAACACAAACUAAUGGUGAUUUCAAGAUUGCUCGAGUUGUUGAAUCACCCAAGAAGAAGAGGAAAUUGGGGAUUUCACCUAAAAAAUCGACAUCGCCAGCUAAAGCACCCAGGUCACCGACUCCUUACAAUGAUACAGUGUCAUACGAUGAAGAAGUAUUGGGUGAGAUCCCCACGCUCAUCAGAGAAGAGUUUUUUAAAGACUUGGCAUGGCAAAAGAAAAACAAAAAACUCAAUCUGGUGUCUUUGAGGGCCAAACUUGAGCAAAAGAAGGAGAACCUUAAGGCCAUAGGUGAUAGUGAGAUAACUUCCGAAUGGGUAAAUGCUCAGCCAAGAGCUUUAGUGAUCGAGGGCCUAGGAGGUCAGCAGUUUGAACUUUUUGGUAUCCUUGAACAGGUUCAAGAGUGGGUCAGACUGUCUCUCGAGCAUCAGGGACCACAUCCUGAUGACAUUCAGAUGUUCAGCGACUUUUUAAUGAGCUUAGCAUCCCAGGGAAAUAUCAGCGCAUGCACAAGAAUCUUAUCAACUAUUGAAAAAGAGAUUGAACUCCAUAACACGAUGUUAGGUGUGUGUUCGAGCCUGCAAGCAGACACAAUUGCUUCAGGGAUAUCGGACUGGCGCAAGAGAUAUGAAGAGGACCUCAAGCAUGGCCUUGUGAACUUUCUUUCACUUAAGAACAUUGAAUUACGACUUUGA